Molecule: messenger RNA, 2504 nt
Organism: Acipenser ruthenus (sterlet)
Lineage: Eukaryota; Metazoa; Chordata; Actinopteri; Acipenseriformes; Acipenseridae
Product: zinc finger protein 792-like
Exons: 3
Coding region: 325-1680 (451 amino acids)
Biological process (GO): regulation of transcription by RNA polymerase II
Molecular function (GO): DNA-binding transcription factor activity, RNA polymerase II-specific; RNA polymerase II cis-regulatory region sequence-specific DNA binding
Source: RefSeq, a predicted model, not a curated record
UGUCAUCCAGCGCUCGUCUCUUGUUUUGCGCCGCGGCUGCUCCUGCGCAGGACCUCUUGAGAAGCUGCGCGGCUCUGCAGACUUUUAAACCCGUGGAUGCGUGACCUGGAUCUGAAUCUGGACACGUUUUCCGCAGAAUGUGCUCAGACUUGGUACCGGGAAUAGAAAGUGCUGCUGCUGCUUGCAAAGUCUGUGUGUGAUGCAUAUAUUUGAAUGGGAAGGCUACGAUAAAAACACAUAUAUCCUACUAAAUACAAACCGAAGGCGGUGUUUCUGAAUGAAAAGAGGAUUCCGCUAGACCAGUCUCAAACUAAACCAGUGAAGAUGGACAUCAGUGUCUCCGUGUCGUUGUUUCAAGACGAGCUCGCCUCCACCGUCGAGCUCGCAGUGAAAGCGGCUGCAGACAGCGUCGUGUGCGCGAUUACUGAAGCUGUGAGCAGCAAAUUCACUGAAUUACAAGAGGACAUGUCUGCAGUGAAGAGAGAGAAUGAAAGUCUGAAGCUGAGAUUGGAAAUAUCAGAGAGCGAGCUGAAAGCCGUGCGAGGGUGUAUAAACGCUGCACAUGCAGACAUUAAACAGCCUUUCAUAUUUCAAGAUCCCAUAGAGAGCCACGCUAUCCCUGAAUCUGAAGCACAGGAAGGACCAAAGAUAGAAGCAGUUUACACACAAGAGGAGUCCUUUGAACAGGAGUGGUGUGCAAGUCUAAUACAGGUUACAGAGCUGCCAUGUGUUAAAGAUGAAGACGUCCCUGAACAGGAAUGUGUUCCUAUUAAAGAGGAAUUCAUAGAACAGGAAUGUGUCUCCAUCGCAGAGGAACUUCCUACUGAAAAUAAUGUCUGUACACUUGAGGAGAACAACAAGAUGGGAUCCAACCUGUGUGAUGAUUCUCUAUCUGAAUGUGAACUGGGAUUUGGAGCUUCUAAAGUAGAUGAAGGAGAACACGACUCCACUCCAUCACCCCAGUGCAAAAACUCUUCUAGAGGCAAACCACAGUGCAAGAAACACAGAGAAACGACACCCCAAGAAGAGUAUGUGAAGACAUUGAGAACUCACUCAGUUACAAUCCCUUCUUUACAAGACAGACACCCACUUACUGUGGAGAGUACAGAGACGCCAGAUUCUGCAUGUUUUAACAAUUCAGAAAAGCAGGGGAACUUGAAGACCUUGCCUCAUUCUAUUAAAGGUGGGAAGAGUUCCUGUCAAUUAGACGUUCCUGAAACUCACAAGAGCAAUCCCACAGGAGGGACUACGUGUUCCUGGGCUGAUUGUGGGAAGAGUUUCAAUCAUAUAUCGCUGCUUAAAAGACACCAGCGCAUUCACACAGGAGAGAAACCUUCCCACAUACAGACCAGUGAGAAGAGUUUCACACACUUAGGAAAUCUUCAUUCACACCAGCGCAUUCACACAGGAGAGAAACCUCAUCACUGCACUGAGUGUGGGAAGAGAUUCAGCCAGUUAGGAGACCUUAAAAGACACCAUAAAAUUCACACAGGAGAGAAACCUUAUCACUGUGCUGUUUGUGGGAAGAGAUUCAGCCAGUCUGGAGUCCUUAAAAGACACCAUCAAAUUCACACAGGAGAGAAACCUUAUCACUGUGAUGUUUGUGGGAAGAGAUUCAGCCAGUCUGGAGACCUUAAAAGACACCAUCAAAUUCACACGAGAGAAACCUCAAAACUAUGAUGUUUGUGGGAAGAGAUUCAGCCUGUUUGGAAACCUUAAAAGACACCAUAAAAUUCACACAGGUGUGUAAUCCUAUCCCUGUACUUAAUUGCUGGCUCUUACAGGAAUCGAACAUUCUCAGAAUUGCAGAUGCUUGGGGACAUUUAAACAACAGGAGGACAUUUGACUAAAUACAGAAAUAUUUACUGAAAACAAAACAAUAAACUUGCUAGAUAAACAGGGUCCCCCCUAAUCACAAUCUGUUCAGAUCAAAAGCUCACAGACCACAAAUAUGAAUGAGUACGUCUUGUAUUCAUCGUCUUGUUGAGCAUUCGGAUUGUGUUACCUCACAUUAGUAAUAUAUUAAAUAGAUUGUUAUUAUGAAUGCACGUUUCUCUUUCCUUUCUCAUGCGUUGCUCAGCCUCUUGCAGUGGGUUCUGUGGAAGCUUCCUCGAUACCACGGUGAAUCUGCAGUACCUCAAGACACAGAACAGUGUACUGCAGUUAUCAUGCGGGCAGCUUGAAGUGUAAAGCAGUACUGUUUCCAGCAGGGGGCACCAGAGAGCUUUUAGGAACGUAAUGGGCUGCAUACCAUUGCUUCUUAACGAGAUGAUUUCUGCUCAGGAUGUGUUUAAUACUGCCCUCUCUCUCGGGUACUCUAUUAACAAACGCAGGUUCUGUGUUUUUAUAUCAAUUUGUUGAUUGACAACGAGACUACUAAACCAAAUAAAAUCUAUAUUAAAAAUGCUUUGCUGCCUGUAUUAAAUGUUGUUUUAAAUGAUGUUCAGUGUCUUGUCAAUCAAGGAUUUCAUUUUAAACAUCCAGUAAUAAAUACCGUAGAUGUC